Arthroderma uncinatum is the source of this 2421-nucleotide messenger RNA. RefSeq names its product dynamin family protein. NCBI's taxonomy places the organism in Eukaryota, Fungi, Ascomycota, Eurotiomycetes, Onygenales, Arthrodermataceae. The record is from RefSeq and is a predicted model, not a curated record. Gene Ontology annotation, molecular function: GTP binding; GTPase activity; microtubule binding. The transcript has a single exon. Gene Ontology annotation, cellular component: cytoplasm; membrane; microtubule. Bases 1 to 2421 code for a protein of 806 amino acids.
AUGGGACAAAAUAGCGGCUCGAGAUACGAUUCCUUACCCAUCAACCUCCUACAAGCACAAGAACAGUCCACCUUGCUUGAGCGCCUCGACGAGCUACGCCGCCUGGGCCUGCAUCACCAGGUGUUUUCUCACAAGCUUGUUAUCUGUGGUGACCAGAACAGCGGGAAGUCGGCGGUAUUCGAAGCCAUUACCGGAGUUCCGCUGCCUGUCAACAAUGGCGUUUCAACCAGGUUUGUGGUCGAAGUCGUGCUUCGGAGGGCACCGGAUACCAGCACACAGGUGAAGAUAUGCCCGGGGCCAAAUGCCUCCCCGGAUCACAGACACAAGCUUGGGGUGUUUUCUAGAUCGCAUAACUGGCUGUCGGAUAUCCCCAAGCUAUUUUCAGAGGCUCGCCUGAUCAUGGGCCUUACCCGCGAGGGUGCCUAUUCGGAGGACGUUCUACACUUGGAGAUGUCCGGACCGACUCUACCCAACCUUACGAUAGUCGACCUGCCGGGCUUAAUGUAUCUUCCCCGUGACGGCCAAUCCGCCGAGGACAUCGACAUGGCCAACAGCCUCACCGAAACCUACCUACAGAAUCCACGAUGCAUCAUCCUAGCCGUUAUUUCCGCGGAGCGCCAGCUCUCAGAGCAGAUGGUGCUACACAUGACGAGAUCUUGUACUGCUCGAACUAUGGGUAUUAUUACCAAACUCGACCGUCUAGAUCCCGAUGCCUCCAUUAUUGCUAAGCUAUACGACCGUGUCAAGCAGCAGAACAACUCACUGCAACUGGGAUGGCACCUUUUAAAGAACAUGGAUAGCGAGGGCCUCGAACGGCCUCCGAGAGUUACUCGUGAUGAUAUUGAAGAACUCUUUUUCUCAACCGUGACCCCGUGGAGAACCCUGCCUCCUCAUUCUGUGGGUGUCGGUGCUCUUCGGAGUAGAAUCCGUAAAAUAUUACUGGCCGAUGUCAAACGUCAACUUUCCAUAUUAUCCUCGGAUAUCAAUAUUGACCUUGAUACCCAUCGCACAUUAUUCGAGAAACUCGGCACCUCAAACAGCACUACCAUUGAACGUCGAGUGUACUUGGCUAGAAUAGGGGAGAGGUUUCAGUCUCUUACAAAGGCAGCUGUUUAUGGAGAGUACCACGAUCCAUACUUCAGAUAUCGUCCAACCCAUUCCAUAAGGCGGCUCCGUGCCACAAUCAGUAAUUGGACUGACGACUUCGCUCAGGACAUGAGGAAACGUGGUCACAGCUACACCAUUUACGAUGAUGCUUCCCAGAAAGAAGCACCGCCACAGUCACAGGAUGGGCCGCAACCAGUCACAAGAAGCGACUUUAUGACGGGCCUUGAAGAGUUUGCGAAACAGAGCAAAGGUCGUGAGAUCUCUGGUCUAAUGAACGCUCAAGUUAUUGGUGAACUAUUUAUCCGAUACUCCCUCAGAUGGAAGUCCAUUGCUAGAGCUCAUGUCUAUCAGAUGUGGACGAAGAUCAAGCAGUUUCUCAACGACCUCCUCCAUCACAUCGCCGAUGCAAGUAUUGGCGAGGCCCUCAUUCACAAGAUAUUCAAUAUUGAGAUGGAGAAGAAACUGCAAAAACUUCACGACAAGAUCGACGAGAUUGUAGCUCCAUUCAAGAAGGUUAUCCCAACGAUCGUGGACCCAGAGCUAAAACAACGAAUAUCUCAACUACGGACUAAAGCUAACGGCAAGGCUGGAGCCGACGGUCCUGAAUCAACCCCUCAGUCUGAGAUACUGGAUUGUAUGCUGGCGUAUUAUUCAGUGGCUCUCAACAACUUCAUUAACAAUAUCGCAAGCCUCGCUGUUGAAGGCUGUCUUAUAGAUGGCCUAGAGGACAUGAUAUCCCCAUCCAAAUUUGUCCAAAUGUCCAACGAUGACAUUGAAACUCUUGCAGCCGAGUCUCAAGACGUCAAGCUUGCUCGAUCAAGACUUGAAAAGCAGGUUCGCAUGCUUGAGCUUGCGGCAGCUGCCUGCACUCGCUGUGAACUAGUCGCUCUCGAAGCUACUGCAGAUAAUCAUCGUAACUCUACGGAAUCGAAAGAAAGCGAGAGGAGCACCGGUUCUGGAGCUUCGUCACCAGCCUCUAUAACGUCAGGAUCCGAUACAGAACGGUUCCCUCCCGCAAGGCCAGAACAACUACGGCCAGAACCGCUGCGGCCGUCUAGUAGACAAAAUCACCACAACGGCCAAAGUGGCAACCUACGGCCAUUCCCAUCACAAUCAGCACACCAGGAAAAACCAACUCUCCUCACCAACGCAGUAUACAGACCUCCAACCGGCCCUCCAUCCCCGGCUAACGAUAAAUUACCUCCGUUUUCUCAGUCCCGCGGCGAACACCGACGCACCGACUCAAAAUCUAAGCUUGGAAAACUUACAAAAAAGCAAAUGUCAAAAUUCGUCUCUUCGAUUUCGGAAGAGUAA